AUGCAGGAUAUAAUUUCUUCUGCAGCCAUAAAAUCUGUAAACAGAUUUCCAAGUUUACAAGGAGGUUGCUGGGUCGAGUUUGGUUACACAGAUAACACUGCAGUAUACCAUACAAAGGCAGCUUUGAUCUUUGAUUUUAAAUAUGAGAUUUUGUCUGAUUCUUUCCGAUCCUCAGUUUCUAUUGUCAUUUACGGUUUAAUGGACAUUCUUGAAUCACAUUGGUUAACACCAAACAAAUGUUUUGGUACAAGUUUGGUACAAGUUAGCUGCACUUUUGGUGCAGAUUUUUGGUUCUGUUUUGUGCAGUUUUUUAGUGCUGUUUUGGUGCAGUUUUUGUGUGCUCCCAUUUUUGCCCCGCUUUUUUUGUUAUUAUUUCAACUUUGCCACUUUUGUUUUGCUGUCAAACGGAGAACAGAAUCGUUCCAGACAUUUCUCUGCCUUUCCUCUUUCCUCGCUCGCAUACCUCGGGUUCCAUCGUCUGCCGUUCUGUUUUCUGUCUUCAUCUUUCUUCGUUGGUUGGGUUCGAAAUAUUUUUCCGCUCAUUCGAGCGGUAUUUACAAAGAUUUGUACCUAUAUUGGAUUCGAUUGGGUUUUGGUUGGAACCGAUCUAAUCCGGCAUUUGCAGGUCAGUUUUGCUCUGACGACGAGCCUGUGGCUCAUUCCCUUGAGAGCGACAAGCCCGAAACGGGGAGUACUGAGAGCAUUAGAGGAGGAGGAGGAGGAGAAGACGAAGAGGAAGAGCCCGUGGACGAGCCCGAUGAUCCCAUGGAGGAAGACGCAGUCAACUCCGCCGCCGUCUUCUGCAUCCGGCUCAAGCAGCCCAGGUCCAAUUUGCAGCACAAGAUGAGCGUCCCCGAGCUUUGUCGCAAUUUUAGAUAUGAAGAGGAUUUGUGAAGUUGCUGUGAUUUCAUGGUACUCAUGAUCAGUUUUUGGAUUUGAUUUGAAGGAAUUUCUAGGGUUCAUUGGUGAGUUCUUCGAGAUGUGAAAUGGGUGGUUUCUUUUGUUUAAAUCUGGGGCUUUUGUAGUUUGGGAUUUGUAAAUGAAUUAAAAUUUAUUGUUUUAUGAUUUGGUUCCCUUUUUAUU
This is a messenger RNA of Malus domestica (apple), 1083 nucleotides long. NCBI's taxonomy places the organism in Eukaryota, Viridiplantae, Streptophyta, Magnoliopsida, Rosales, Rosaceae. The record is from RefSeq and is a predicted model, not a curated record.